Messenger RNA from Penicillium macrosclerotiorum, 882 nucleotides. RefSeq lists its product as uncharacterized. The record is from RefSeq and is a predicted model, not a curated record. Bases 1 to 882 code for a protein of 293 amino acids. NCBI's taxonomy places the organism in Eukaryota, Fungi, Ascomycota, Eurotiomycetes, Eurotiales, Aspergillaceae. The transcript is spliced from 2 exons.
AUGACUAUGAGGACUACCACAAUCGACAUUUCUGGGUUCCUCUGGAGAGAUGGGAUCGCGGGACGGAUAGAAAAGCCGGUAUUGAUGCAACUGAUCCUCUUCGCGAGUGCAUUCGCAUGCAUUUUUCUUUAUCACACUCGACACCAAGUCCCUAUCUACCAUCGAAAAUUUCACAAAAAUAAGAUAUAUCUCUAUGUUCACGUUAUCAUAGGGAUACUCGAAGCAUUCCGAUAUAGACUCUAUGUUGUCUUUCAAGGACAUAAUGAAGUCUUGCCUCAGGCCGGAGACAUUUUAGCCUGCUUCGUCUGGUCCUGGACAAGUUUUCAACUUGUCAAGACUCUCCGACGAGGAGACCCACGCACGACACGGCCACCUUACCAGGCGGGUGCAUGUCUUCGCCCUUUGGCAUCGCUCAUCUCUUACCUGUUCAGCAUACCCUGCCUCCAUCGGGUAUCGAUCGGAGCUCUAGACAGUUUUAUCUACGCUCGCUUGGCGAUUUUCUUUUUCUACUAUACACCAUAUAUCCGCUCAUUUUCAAGUUCGACUAUAUAUGCAAUUUCUAUUCCACUGGCUGCAACUCUGAGCAUCCAUCAGAGCAGGGUACCUGGCGCCAGUUUGGUUUAUAUACUUAUGGUCACAUACAUUACAAGAUUGAAUGAAUGGGUCACCGAGAAAUCGCGUACCUUACGCAGUCCAGGGAUAUCCGCAACCGUCUCGGAGAAGGAGAAAUUGCUCAUUUCAACACUUAUCAGAAUAGGGUUUGUGGAGUUAGAUGAACUACGGAUAGUGGAGCAGAGGAAAGAGUUAAAGCGACCUGUCUCUGAUGAAUAUGUUAAAUGGAGCCAGACUAAGCUGGAGGAUGAAACACCAAGUAAUGAGUGA